Myotis davidii is the source of this 1850-nucleotide messenger RNA. It is a transcript of the gene RCL1, whose product is annotated as RNA terminal phosphate cyclase-like 1. The transcript is spliced from 9 exons. Lineage: Eukaryota; Metazoa; Chordata; Mammalia; Chiroptera; Vespertilionidae. The record is from RefSeq and is a predicted model, not a curated record. The coding region runs from base 59 to 1180 and encodes 373 amino acids. Gene Ontology annotation, molecular function: RNA endonuclease activity. Gene Ontology annotation, cellular component: nucleolus. Gene Ontology annotation, biological process: ribosome biogenesis; endonucleolytic cleavage of tricistronic rRNA transcript (SSU-rRNA, 5.8S rRNA, LSU-rRNA).
CCGCGCCUGUCCGAAGUAGCCGCACCCCGGGCGCCCACGCCUGGCGCAGAGCGCGCACAUGGCGACUCAGGCGCACUCCCUCAGCUACGCGGGCUGCAACUUCUUGCGCCAGCGUCUGGUUCUGUCGACUCUGAGCGGGCGCCCGGUCAAAAUCCGAAAGAUCCGGGCCAGAGACGACAACCCGGGCCUCCGAGAUUUUGAAGCCAGCUUCAUAAGGCUUUUGGACAAAAUAACAAAUGGUUCUCGAAUUGAAAUAAACCAAACAGGGACGACCUUGUAUUACCAGCCUGGCCUCCUGUAUGGUGGAUCCGUGGAGCAUGACUGCAGUGUCCUUCGUGGCAUUGGCUAUUACCUGGAGAGUCUUCUUUGCCUGGCUCCAUUUAUGAAGCACCCAUUAAGGAUAGUUCUUCGAGGAGUGACCAAUGACCAGGUUGACCCCUCGGUUGAUGUUCUUAAGGCAACGGCCCUCCCUAUUUUGAAACAGUUUGGAAUUGAUGGUGAAUCACUUGAGCUAAAGAUUGUGCGACGGGGAAUGCCUCCUGGAGGAGGGGGUGAAGUGAUCUUCUCCUGUCCCAUAAGGAAGGUCCUGAAGCCCAUUCAGCUCACAGAUCCAGGAAAAAUCAAACGUAUCAGAGGAAUGGCGUACUCCGUCCGUGUUUCACCUCAGAUGGCGAACCGGAUUGUGGAUUCUGCAAGGAGCAUCCUCAAUAAGUUUAUACCCGACAUCUACAUUUACACAGACCACAUGAAAGGAAUCAACUCUGGGAAGUCUCCAGGCUUUGGGUUGUCACUGGUUGCCGAGACCACCAACGGCACCUUCCUCAGUGCUGAGCUGACCUCCAACCCCCAGGGCCAGGGGGCGGCGGUGCUUCCAGAGGACCUGGGCAGGAACUGUGCCAAGCUGCUGCUUGAAGAAAUCUACAGGGGUGGAUGUGUGGACUCGACCAACCAAAGCCUGGCUCUGUUGUUCAUGACCCUUGGGCAGCAGGACGUUUCCAAAGUCCUGCUAGGACCACUCUCUCCGUACACGAUAGAGUUUUUGCGGCAUUUGAAGAGCUUUUUCCAGAUUAUGUUUAAAAUUGAGACCAAGCCGUGUGGCGAAGAAUGCAAGGGCGGGGAUAAAGUGCUCAUGACCUGUGUUGGCGUUGGCUUCUCCAACCUUAGCAAGACCCUCAAGUGAUGCUGUCACAGGAUUAAAGGCCCCAGCGCCUACAGACAAAGCAGAAGCUGCCAAGGACCCAGAAGACUAAGUCCAAACAGGGCAGCAGAGCCUCGGGUAUUGAGGCCUUCCUUCACUUUCCAUUUAAAAACAAUCAAACUAUGCAAAUAAAAGACAUAUUUAUAUCAUGUGGUUUCCAGCCAUUUCUCCAGUGGUAUUGCCAUUCCUCAGGAGGCCUGUCACGAUGUGCUCCCUCUGCUUACCUGGACAAAGAACAGGCCUGCAGGACACAGUCACGCUGCUAGACCAUCGGCACAGCUCCACGUCAGCCGUGCUUCCUCGGCCCACAUCCCUGGGCUCCUGUCGUGUGGCCGUUUUCCAGACCUGUGGCAUCUGUUACUGUUCUUUCUGCAAGGACGGACCUCUUUGAACCUUGGUUCCUGUGUAGGGAUUAAAUGAUACAACCACAGUGGAAACUCUUUAUGAGUAACGCAGUGUUAUGCAAAUUUCAGAAAAAAAAAACACAAUGGUAUAUGAGACCAUUUCAUCCCUCAUCAUUGGAUUGGACUCCGCUGUCUUGGAGACAGAGUCUGCUCCCUGUCUGGUUCAUUGUGUGUGUGGGGAUGAGUGCCUGGGGGUUGGGGGGUUGGGGAGGAAGGGGUCCAAUUAAAGUUACUGGAUAUUUUCUCUA